UAUGCUCGUCGCCGAAAGUCGCUUCUUGCCCCCCCGCAUUAAGUUAAAGUUUACAUUUAAAUAACGGUUCUACUUACUAACUAUAGCCAAGAAAUUCUAGCAAACGUGUCGCAAUCAAAACGAAAGAUCCUAAAUCUAAAAGUUGUCCAUUAAUUUAUAAUAAUUUAUCAUAAAUCAACUCAACAUUUGUGAAUUAAGAAAGUGUUAUUAAAAUUUGUGAAAAAUUUAGAAAGAUCUACAUUUGAAAACUUCUAUUCAGUGCUGUGUCUUGAUAAUGAGAUAUACGUGUUUAACGAGAAGCUGGAAAAUGCAAAUGACGCAGCAAAAUGAAACGUAGGAAAACAAGAAAUAAAAUACAAAAGCCAGCUGGAGUCAUGUCAUGGGAUUGUUAUAUAAAGGUUCCAAACUCUUGAACAUAAUUCUGGAUUCCCUGGAAGAUCAAGAGGGUGGAGCUAUGUACAUAUCGUGCGAUGUCUCAAACGGAGGUCCUGUGGAACCAGAAACGGGCUAUGUGCCCAAUAAUCCAUUAUUCGGUCUGGCGCUGGACAGUCCACAGCAAGAGUGCGCUGCAUCCUGCGUCGGCUGCUUAUCCUGCCAAGGCAACACAACCCUGCCUAUCUCCUCGCUGACCAGCAGCGACUUUGACUGCGGAGGUUGCUUUGAUCCAACGAUUGGAGUGCUGAGCAGUCAGAUCAACACAACGCCGCCGGCCAGUAAUCUAUCGGCGUGUGGCAGUGGCAACAAUAACAACGGAGCCUCGCUCGCUGGCAACGGCAGCUAUUGGAGUACCGACGAGAUGGCCUCCACAUUUCCCGGCCUACCGCCACUGGACAUAGAUCCGUUGCCCAGUCUGUUUCCCUUCUCACCAUGCGGCGCCUCCUACAAUUUUGCAAGCAAUCCACAUCAGGCCUCCCUCUCCUACACGGUGCAUCCGCAUCAGAUGCUCAUCUCACCGAACGGCAGCCAGCAGCAGGUUCACUCGCAGGCAUCGUCCACACAUUCCCAUCAGCUUCAGCCCCAGCAUAUGCAGCAGGCACUCAACCAGGCAUCGCACGGUGGUAACACGCUCCACAACCACAAUCACAAUAGCAACGGAUUUAUUGGCAAUGCUCCUGGCACUGGCGGAUCCGGUUCUGGCGGUGCCUGUUAUUAUGAUACCACAGCCAAUGCAACAGCACCGCCCAUGUAUCCCAGUAUGAGUGUGAAUGUCAGCAUGAACAUGACCAUGCAUCAUGGCUAUGGUGCCGACGCUGGUGCCGUGCCCAUGCAAUGCUCCCAAAUGAACUGGACGCCGCCGAACAACUCUGCGACGGCCGUUAAUGUGCUCUACCCACCAUUGUUGAGUCCAACGCACUAUCCCGCCUCGGCCACCUAUUCGUUCACCGCUGAUUUCCGUGCACCACCACCAACAUCACUCAGCGGCCUUCCAUCGCUGUCCGACAAGGAGUCGCCGUCGCCACCUGCGUCCAGUACAGCAACUGCGCUGGGCUAUUAUGCAUCGGGUAGUGGUGGGCAGAGUUACACGCCGCCAAACAAGAGUCCCAGCUAUCAGGCAACAGCUCUAAGUCUCGGGCUGGCUACCUUUGAGGACGAGGAGGAGAGCAUCGAGGAUGGGGAUGGGGAUGGCGAUGGUGAGGGCAGCGCCGGCGGUGAUAUGAAACCGAAUUUGUGUCGGCUGUGCGGCAAGACGUAUGCGAGACCAAGCACACUGAAGACGCACCUACGGACCCAUUCCGGGGAGCGGCCGUAUCGCUGUCCGGAUUGCAACAAGAGCUUCUCACAGGCCGCCAAUCUGACGGCACACGUACGCACACAUACGGGACAGAAGCCGUUUCGCUGUCCCAUUUGUGAUAGACGUUUCUCGCAGAGUUCCAGCGUCACCACGCACAUGCGAACCCAUUCCGGCGAGCGGCCAUAUCGUUGCUCAUCCUGCAAGAAGUCCUUCUCGGAUAGCUCCACACUGACCAAACAUCUGCGCAUCCACAGCGGCGAGAAGCCCUACCAAUGCAAAUUGUGUCUACUCAGAUUCUCGCAAUCGGGUAAUCUCAAUCGGCACAUGCGCGUUCAUGGCAACAAUGCGAAUGGAACUGGUGGCAAUGGCAGUGGCAGCAGCAGCAGCAGCAGUAUUGGUGGCAAUACCUCGGGCGUUGGUGGUAGCAGUCUCAUCACAUGACAAAAGCCGCGCAGUGCAGGCGGUUUUCAGCAUUAUCACCCCCCGCACCCGCACCCACACACACACACACAUACGCAUCCACACCACAUGCAUCACCACGGCCACGCCCACGCCUACGACUAUGGGAAUUACAGCAUCAGCGACUACACUCCACCCGGCGCAACACAAAACUAUUCAGGGUAUUAUUUUUGCGCACUCAACAAGCCACCAAAAUUCGAGCGAUUCUAUUAGAGACGUAAUGACCAAGAAACCCAAAUUGAAUGGAAUUACUCAUAAAUAUAAAAAAUUGGCUGCAGUUCCCAAAUAGAACCACAUUGAAAUGCAAUUGUAAAUGCUCAAAGUCCAAUUGACAUCGACAAACUUAAAAAGAAAACAAAAACUAAUCGAGGCCUAAGUGCUUAACUUGUACAUAUAAUCUAUAUAAACUCAUUUUGUAUUUAUUAUUUGCAUCGCAUAUAUACAUAUAGAAACAUUAGCUCAUAUGAAUGUAUAUGGUAGUUGAAAAACACGCAUAAAUCUAUCCAAAAUUAGCCAACGAAUAUACAUUAAGUCAACACAAACCUAGGCAAUAUAACAAAGAUUAUCGAGAUAGUUUUAUAAAUAAAUACUUUUAAUCUGUUGGAUUUAAAUGUGCUAAAUAUUCAUGAACAAAAAUGUAUCUGUUUAAUGUCACUGUAGUGCAAAUCUUAAGAUUUACUUAACAUAAUUCGAAUUAAAAAAAGCUUUCAUCGUUAAUUUUUCGAUUAUUUUCAAAAUUUAUGUGCAUUUAAAUGCCUCAUCAAAACACUGUUUCUGAAACUUCCUUUUUUUUUGGUUACGCUUCUGUAGUUACCAAAUAGCAGCACCCAGAAAAUAUUUAUUUAAGUCAUUGUAUAUUUAGGUAUAAUUGUACUAAUAAGCAUAAUUUUAAGUCAGGUGCUUUGAUUUAAGCCAAUUUUACGUAUACUGAAAUUAAAUGCAUAAAAUAUACAUUCAAACAUUCUAAAACUCAA
Drosophila grimshawi is the source of this 3165-nucleotide messenger RNA. Its product is annotated as protein glass. Gene Ontology annotation, biological process: regulation of transcription by RNA polymerase II. NCBI's taxonomy places the organism in Eukaryota, Metazoa, Arthropoda, Insecta, Diptera, Drosophilidae. The transcript has 5 exons. The coding region runs from base 380 to 2173 and encodes 597 amino acids. Gene Ontology annotation, molecular function: DNA-binding transcription factor activity; RNA polymerase II cis-regulatory region sequence-specific DNA binding. The record is from RefSeq and is a predicted model, not a curated record.